AUGUUUGGAUUAUUUCACUAUCCUCCUAAAGAUUUUCUUCCUGGAUUCACAUCACCACCUGCGGAUCACUUUUAUCGCGCUUACUACUUGGCUGUGUACAAGAAUUGGCUAUAUACACAGUGCAAGGAUGGCAAUCAGGUCCAGCGCAGAUACGUAGAUCUUUGGCGACGAUUUUCAAAUAAGUACAAAGAUGAAUGCCACUUCGGUUUCACAUUCAUGUCGACGUGA
Cylicostephanus goldi is the source of this 228-nucleotide messenger RNA. The record is from the annotation of a GenBank genome assembly. Lineage: Eukaryota; Metazoa; Nematoda; Chromadorea; Rhabditida; Strongylidae.